This is a messenger RNA of Coregonus clupeaformis (lake whitefish), 3469 nucleotides long. Its product is annotated as guanine nucleotide exchange protein smcr8a-like. NCBI's taxonomy places the organism in Eukaryota, Metazoa, Chordata, Actinopteri, Salmoniformes, Salmonidae. The record is from RefSeq and is a predicted model, not a curated record. Gene Ontology annotation, cellular component: guanyl-nucleotide exchange factor complex. The transcript is spliced from 2 exons. The annotation marks the transcript as partial.
GUUUGUGCGUCAGUAUCCGUUUGCCCAGCAUGCCCUGUGGUCCCUGCUGAGUGGUCGGACCCUGGUCGUCCUGGGGUCUGAGGAGGGCAGGGUCAGGAGGCUGGUGUCCGCUCUAGCCCUCUACGUGCCUGGACCCGGGCGCUGUGGCGAGAGGAUCCAGCCCUGGCUCUCCUGCCCCUUCAGCCUCACUGACCUACAGCGAUGGAAACUCGUAGGACUGCAGAGGAUGGCGUCUCCCGUGGGGACCAGCAUGCUUUGCUCUCUGUCUCGCUACAGCCGUUACAUCUCCGUCCUGGACGCUGACCAGAAGACCCUCCGUUGUCCCGGCUACAGCGGAACCCUCCUGGCCAACGUGACGGACCACCGCACCCACCUCCGCCGAGGCUCCACCUACUUCCUGCAUCUACAGAGCACGCUCAGUAGACUGGCUGCCCGGGCCUUCCUCAUCAGCUUUACACACCACCUCCACCUUCCCAUCAGCCACCAGGAGCAGAGGCAGGAAGUAGAGGACAGGAAGCGGGGCUUCCUGAGGGAUCAGCUCAGGCUCGGGGAAGACGACUGUUCCAUCCUGAUGUACCUCAGUCGGCUGAUCACGCUGCAGUACCUGGACGGCACCACAGGGGGAGCUGUUACGACACAACCCUACCCGGAGACAGACAGCACGCCCGUAACCACACAGCGGGACCUGGAACCUAACGACAUACUAGACCCUGCCACAGGGGGCGCUAUAACCCAACAAGACCCUGAGUCUAGUACUGGAGGCAGAGUGAAUACAGAGCAGUACCUAGACUCUACCACAGGGGGCGCUAUAACCCAACAAGACCCUGAGUCUAGUACUGGAGUGAAUACAGAGCAGUACCUAGACCCUACCACUGGGGGCGCUAUAAUCCCAGAGCAGGGCAUAGACCCUACCAUCCUUCAGUCUGCUACUAGGGGCAGAGCGCCACCCAGCUUCACCUUUAACUACACUACCAGUCUCCUAUACAAGAUCUGAUCUGAAACUCUGACUGGAAGUGGAAUCUCCUAGCCUGAGCCCUCGCGUCUCUCUCUACUCACCUCCUCAAAACAACAUGGGAGGAGAAGAUCUGCGGAGAUUCACUCUAGGUUGGAGAUGGAUGGCUGUCUGUCUCCUCCUUAGGUAUCAGGAAGAGACUGGGGGUUAGGAGAUUCACUCUAGGUUGGAGAUGGAUGGCUGUCUGUCUCCUCCUCCUUAGGUAUCAGGAAGAGACUGGGGGUUAGGAGAUUCACUCUAGGUUGGAGAUGGAUGGCUGUCUGUCUCCUCCUCCUUAGGUAUCAGGAAGAGACUGAGGGUUAGGAGAUUCACUCUAGGUUGGAGAUGGAUGGCUGUCUGUCUCCUCCUCCUUAGGGAUCAGGAAGAGACUGGGGGGUUAGGAGAUUCACUCUAGGUUGGAGAUGGAUGGCUGUCUGUCUCCUCCUCCUUAGGUAUCAGGAAGAGACUGAGGGUUAGGAGAUUCACUCUAGGUUGGAGAUGGAUGGCUGUCUGUCUCCUCCUCCUUAGGUAUCAGGAAGAGACUGGGGGUUAGGAGAUUCACUCUAGGUUGGAGAUGGAUGGCUGUCUGUCUCCUCCUUAGGUAUCAGGAAGAGACUGAGGGUUAGGAGAUUCACUCUAGGUUGGAGAUGGAUGGCUGUCUGUCUCCUCCUCCUUAGGUAUCAGGAAGAGACUGGGGGUUAGGAGAUUCACUCUAGGUUGGAGAUGGAUGGCUGUCUGUCUCCUCCUCCUUAGGUAUCAGGAAGAGACUGAGGGUUAGGAGAUUCACUCUAGGUUGGAGAUGGAUGGCUGUCUGUCUCCUCCUUAGGUAUCAGGAAGAGACUGAGGGUUAGGAGAUUCACUCUAGGUUGGAGAUGGAUGGCUGUCUGUCUCCUCCUUAGGUAUCAGGAAGAGACUGAGGGUUAGGAGAUCCACUCUAGGUUGGAGAUGGAUGGCUGUCUUUCUGUCUCCUCCUUAGGUAUCAGGAAGAGACUGAGGGUUAGGAGAUUCACUCUAGGUUGGAGAUGGCUGUCUGUCUCCUCCUCCUUAGGGAUCAGGAAGAGACUGGGGGUUAGGAGAUUCACUCUAGGUUGGAGAUGGAUGGCUGUCUGUCUCCUCCUUAGGUAUCAGGAAGAAUGUAACGUAACAGUGUUCCGUGUCAGUGAUGUCCCAAUCAUGCUCUCGACCCGUCCUCCUCCUGACGAAUGUCCUAUCCGGGUAAAACCUGGACACUGAUGUUGAUUGAGUGACAGUCACUAAGAGCCGUCCUUCUGAUCUGAGCGAGAAGUGUGUGUGUGUGUGUGUGUGUGUGAGAGAGAUGUUAAUGAUGCAUGUGCUGUGUGUGUUGGUGUCGGUCUGUCUUGCGUGACGUUGCCAUGUUGUCCCCCAGAACCACUACAGCGCUAGGAACAUUGAUGCUGUGAAAGGACCGGAUUGGUGCCCGUUUCAACACAUCUGAUAUUCGUCAAAUCAGUCAUGAUUAAUGGAGUGUAACAGGACCACAAUGUGCUUACUUAAGUCCGAUUUGGGAUAUAUAUUUGGCUGUUUUCCCGCUGCAUAACAUGUAGAAGUUUUCCCUUUUUCAAGUUUUAGAAGAAGUGACUUCUAAAUGCUAACUCCCGUUCGUAUAAGCUGGUUAGCAUAGCUAGCAUACAGAAAUCGUUGAUGGUAGUCCAGUCGUUUUUUUAACUGUAAUGCAGUUGAUUGGCGACGAUGACAUGAACAUGAGUUGGUGUUGACGUCCAUACAAGCGUUAUACUCUUGAUUUCUACCUCAAACAUAGUGUGAAAUACACCGAGGACCCGAGUUUGGGAAAACGCUGUUUUAAUGGAUUACGUGAAUGGUGACCACAGCCCUUCCGAAAAAUACAUUUUAAAAUAGUUUUCUUAUGCGAUUUUUUUAAUUUAAAAAAAUCCCCCCCACCCUGCUCCGUGUAUUCAAUGUAUUGCAGUUGGCUAAUGGGGAUACUAAUAAAUCUAAUCAAAAUUCCAUUUCAAAUUUGGUUCCCGGUGUGGCUAGUUCCUUCCCUGUAUGUUCCUAACUAAAGUGCUAACGGGCGGCGCCAACCACUUUCUCCAUAGUAACCAUCCAGCGUCUUCCUGGACACUUUUUUUUUUUUUUUACGACUAAAUGUGAAAUAUUGAAAACUGUUGUCUGAAGGUUGUCAUAGUAAUGUUGUGGGAGUGUUGUGAUGUCAGCAUGAGGGUGUAACACGGCUUUUUUUUUUCCUUGCCAUGACGACCAUCGUUUUUUAAAACUGAGAUAUUGACCAACUGUUUGUUGUUGUUGUUGUUGACGUGUCGUUGCUAGGACGACUGUAACUCCAGUGCCAUAGAGGGGAAGUAAUCAUCGAUCUAUGACCUGUUACCUGACCGUUACCGGAUCCACCACAUCUCUGGAAUUAGACAUUCUGAGGUCUGACAUCGGGCUCCCGAGUGGCGCAGUGGUCUAAGGCACUGCAUCUCAGUGCUUGAGGCGUCA